AUGGACGCAACAGAUGGAGCCUAUGGGACAAGCCAACUGCCCCUGGCUGGGGCCAUCCUCUGCUGCACCUCGAUUCCCCCCGAGCAGCGCUCGCAACUCGCAGCCAUUGGCGCGCAGAUGGGCGCCACCAUCAAGCUUGACCUCACUUCAGACGUUACCCACCUGAUCGUUGGCAGCAUCGACAGCGCAAAAUAUCGCUAUGUCGCAAAGUCCCGCGACGACGUCAAGGUUCUCUCCCCCGCAUGGCUCGAGGCUCUCCGCGAGGUCUGGAUGAGUGGAGACGACGAUCUGGAUCUGGCAGCAUUGGAAAAGGAAUAUCGCAUGCCUACUUUUUUUGGCCUCAAGAUAUGCCUCACUGGCUUUGACAACCCUGAACAACGACGGAGUAUCCAGGAGUCAAUCGACACAAACGGCGCCGAAUACCAUGGCGACCUUACCAAAUCCGUGACCCAUCUCAUCGCCGCCACGCCAUCGGGCAAGAAAUACGAGCAUGCUGUGAAUUGGAGAAUGAAGAUUGUAUCUCUCGAAUGGCUGGAGCAGAGUCUAGAGAGAGGCAUGGCGCUCGAAGAGUCCCUCUACAACCCAACCAUGCCCGUCGAAGAGCGGGGCCAGGGCGCCUGGGACCGCAGACAGCCCAUGUCGCCCGCCAUGGGCAAACGCACACGAGACGCCGAACCGAGCCAAGCACUCAAUCCGUUCCGAAGAAAGCUGCGACGUUCAGCGAGCACAAAGUUGGGCAGCCAGAGCGAUGCUCUAUGGGCGGGCAUUACUGCGCCAAGCUUCGAGAGACCGAUCGACGAGGACGAGUGGACUGAAGACAUUAUUGCUAAGCAGCAAAGCACACGAGCAAGUACACGCACACAUACACCCGUGUCGCCUGGCAGAGAUGCGUCUACCCUCGCACAUGAUGCGCUUGCCGAGUCGAAGCUUCGAGACCCUGCAGAUGCCCAGCAAUCACCCCUGCCUUUGCAGCCUGACAAUGAUUCCGGAUAUAAUGGCAUUUUCCAAGGGCGCCUCAUUUGCCCACAUGGAUUUGAUGCAGAAAAGACAAGCAUUUUGCGGCAACAUCUUGAGAGUAAUGGUGCGCGAGUCAUCCGCGUCAUUGACCUCAACAAUUUCCCAUUGGAUCAACUCAAACAAAGCUAUGUCGUGAUACCGCAUGACGCUGAGAUUGAUCUGACGGCACUUCCGGCCCAUGCCGGGUCAUAUGUAAGCUGGGUCACCAAUUGGUGGGUCGAGCGUUGUCUGCAUGGCAAGCGCCUCAUUGACCCUUCAGACGACAUCCUAAGCCGUCCUUUUGAAAGACUAAGCAUUAGUGGGUUCUCCGGCUUGAUCAUCAACUCCACGGGGUUUUCCGGCAUCGAAUUGCUGCAUGUGACUAAAGUCGUCACACUUAUGGGCGCCACGUAUGAUGAACAACUGUCAGUGAAGACAUCAGUAGUGAUCUGCAAUCCUCCCACUGUGAACACACCAAAAAUCAAAUUUGCGACGAGCAAGCGCAUACCAGCUGUUCACGUCACUUGGCUGUGGGCAUGCCUGCGCAGCGGACGACUGCAGUCAUAUGACGAGUAUCAAUUAAAUAAAACGGCUCAGCCACCACCGCAGGAUCCAAAGCAAAAACCCCAGCCACAAGCAAACGUAGAUACUGAGCCACUUCCCGAGGGCCCAUCCAAGCCUCAUCAGAAAGCGCAGACUGCGAACGCCGCGUCGAGACAGCCACGGCAACAAAUACCUCAACGGCCUGGCGGACUUAAUCUUGCACCAUCCGUCGAUGCGGCCUUGCCAGUAACAGCUAACAAGUCAGCCUCUCGCAGUAAAGAUAGCAAUAACCUAAAUCAAGACGAUGAUCCGAUCAUCAGCGGAUAUGAUGGCGGAGCAGAGCAUCCCCAUCAGGCAACCAGUGCUGCCUCUCCACACCGACCAUCAACCCCAUCAAACGAUUCAUAUAAUUUCUCACGGCCAAGAAGCUCAUCUGCGGAAUCGCUCAUUGCCCCCGCGUCCCGCAAAACCAAAAACAAUCAAACCACAGUCACCAGACCCUUAGACUCGGAACCUGGACCGGAUGCUGUCAUUCCGCUAGAUACCGAGCCGCUAGUCCCGCAAGAAGCGCCCAAGCCUCGAGAAACAGCAGAAGAGAAAGACUACUCGUCUAUUCUAGCGCAACUACGUGCCAAUCGUAAGACUGCACCUGGUCCUAGUGAUCAGGCUACGUCAAAAACACGCAUACGGCGUCAGCUCGGCCGGGCAACAUCGACACGUUCCAAUGCAUCGGGUGGGGAAAGCUCAGGUGAUAUACUUGCAGAUGAUGAUAACGAGAACACUGUAGUGAUAGAGGAAUAUCAGGCCAGUCAGACAUUGGGUUGGGACUCGCCAGGUGCGGCUAAAGCAAGAGAGCAAAUGAUUCGGAAACUCGGCGGUACCGUGCAGGAGAAAAGCAUUGCUGUUGAGGAAAUCGGUGUCGUAAGAGAUGUUGGCGGUGAAGAGCUGCUAGGAAGAGCAGGGAGAAAGAGGAGAGGAUGA
Messenger RNA from Bipolaris oryzae ATCC 44560, 2520 nucleotides. RefSeq lists its product as uncharacterized. NCBI's taxonomy places the organism in Eukaryota, Fungi, Ascomycota, Dothideomycetes, Pleosporales, Pleosporaceae. The coding region runs from base 1 to 2520 and encodes 839 amino acids. The record is from RefSeq and is a predicted model, not a curated record. Gene Ontology annotation, biological process: mitotic G2 DNA damage checkpoint signaling; mitotic DNA replication checkpoint signaling; DNA replication initiation. The transcript has 7 exons.